AUGUUGCCGAAUAUUUCAUCAAAGAAAUUGGUGAUAAUGUCUUAAAAUAAGGAUUUAAAUUUAAAUAUUUAGUAACUUAAUUAAUUUAUUUAUUUCAAGAAUCUAAGAUAAUUAAUAAGUAAUUAAAGUAUUCAAUAUUUAGAUUUUGGUCAUAUAAUUAAAAAAAUGAGACUAUCUAUUGUUAUGAGCUUGAUUGGUAUUCAUAUUUAUAAAUCAUUUUCAUAGGGUUAAAAUUGAUACGCCAAAAGCUCCUGUUGAAAUCAAAGAUGGAUUUUUAUCAGCGGAGAUUUGUUUGAAAAUUGCUUGA
Messenger RNA from Paramecium sonneborni, 307 nucleotides. NCBI's taxonomy places the organism in Eukaryota, Ciliophora, Oligohymenophorea, Peniculida, Parameciidae. The record is from the annotation of a GenBank genome assembly.